AUGUAUCGACACCUACGCAAGCUCGGCCGAAGGCGACCCAGCGACUACGACGGCAGUGGUGUAGGCGACGAAGAGGACGACACGUCGGCCUCUACCGCCCGAAACCUGUACGAAGCACGCGAUGAGAACGACAGCUCCUCGACCUUGUCAGACAGCUAUCGCUUCGCCCUCAUCGGCGUAGAAGGGCCCACCGACUGCGUCGGAGUAUCGGAGCCCGAUCCAGCGGUGCUGCGGAGUAGCAUCGCGCAGUUCAUGGUCGAACUGCUGCAGAACCUGGUCGAGUCGAGGAGGGAGCCGACGAGCAACGUCGUCUUCUCGCCACUUGUCGUUGAGACCACGCUGGCGCUUCUGUACUCCAUGGCAGCGGGGCCGACGGCCGAGCAGAUCGCCAACGCCAUGCACAUACAAUGCGCAAAGAUAGACUUGCAGAAACACGUGUUGCGUCACGCCUGCUCCCGUCCCACCGUGUUCCGGCCCUACUUCACGCUCAACAAUCGCAUACAGCUGCGUGCCAGGCCACCAGAGGACACGUCCGUCAACGACCUGCCGACGCUGGCCAGGGCCUUCGAUGUGGACCUCAAGUACGUGAGCUUCGCGGAGGACGCGGCCGGCGUGCGCGAUCGCACCAACGAGUGGCUGCACUACCUGUCGGCGUUCGAGUGCGGCGACGUGUUUCCCGAACACUCGGUGACCGACACCUCGUCCAUGGUGCUGGCCAGCCUGACGUACCUGCGCGGCGACUGGAAGUGGCAGUUCCGCCUGCAGGACACCACUCGCGGAACCUUCCGCUCCUCGCCGCACGUCCCGCGAACGGUGGCCGUCAUGCACCAGUCGGGCCGGUUUCCCGUGGCCGAGCUGGCCGAGAUCGACGCGACGGCGCUGGAACUCAAGUACCGGCGCCGGGACAAGUCGAUGAUCAUAUUCCUGCCUCGCCAACUGGACGGACUAGCGCUGCUGGAAGAGAAGCUGACCGGAGACCUGCUACUGCGCUACGUGAACGAGAUCAAGGAAGAGCGCGAUGUGGCCAUCAGCUUGCCACGCUUUUGCGCCAAGCAGGUGAUUAAUAUGAAGGAUACCCUCUCCUCCAUGGGCAUCAAGGACGUCUUCACGGGCUUUGCAGAUCUUUCGGGAAUCGUGGGCACCAAGGGCUACCACGUUUCCCAGGCGAUGCACUGCGCCGUGGUAUGCGUCAAGGAAAAGGGGCAGAAGCUGAUGACGCCAGAAGGGGGAACCGAGCUGAAGGUGGCCGAGUUCGCCGUUGACCACCCUUUCAUGUUCUGCGUGGUGAGCAGAAAUCCGGACGCCAUCUUACUCAUGGGCUCCGUGAGAGAGAUACAGCAGCCCUACAUCUGA
Rhipicephalus microplus (southern cattle tick) is the source of this 1353-nucleotide messenger RNA. RefSeq names its product ipis-1. NCBI's taxonomy places the organism in Eukaryota, Metazoa, Arthropoda, Arachnida, Ixodida, Ixodidae. Gene Ontology annotation, molecular function: serine-type endopeptidase inhibitor activity. The record is from RefSeq and is a predicted model, not a curated record.